Hemibagrus wyckioides is the source of this 993-nucleotide messenger RNA. It is a transcript of the gene ppp1r14d, whose product is annotated as protein phosphatase 1 regulatory inhibitor subunit 14D. Gene Ontology annotation, molecular function: protein serine/threonine phosphatase inhibitor activity. Gene Ontology annotation, cellular component: cytoplasm. The transcript is spliced from 4 exons. NCBI's taxonomy places the organism in Eukaryota, Metazoa, Chordata, Actinopteri, Siluriformes, Bagridae. Bases 297 to 653 code for a protein of 118 amino acids. The record is from RefSeq and is a predicted model, not a curated record. Gene Ontology annotation, biological process: regulation of phosphorylation.
UCACACACAAAAAAGCGUCUUGCAUUACAAGCCUCCAAAAGAACAGGCGGUGAGCGUGCAAGUAACUGAAACACAGUGAGAGGAAGACAGAUAGAAGAGGAUCUGUAAUAGAAAGCCUGCUAGAGAGGCUGUUGUACAGAGCGUGAGGAUUCUGAGAGGUCCAAGCAAAAAGAGCGGGGAGGGAGGCUGAGUAAGGGGGCGAAAGAGAAAGAGAGAGAGAGAGAGAGAGAGAGAGAGGGAGAGAGAGAGACGGCUUGCCGAUUGCUCUCCCUGGUUUGUGUGCAGCCGUGGCAGCCAUGGCGUCGGAACCAGGCACCCAGUCAAGGGUGAUGUUUCAGACCAAAGAGGAGGAGCCCCCCCAUCGUAAGCUGGGCAAACUAACAGUAAAAUACAACCGUAAAGACCUCCAGAGGAGAUUGGACAUUGAGGAAUGGAUUGACGGGCAGCUGCACCUGCUUUACGACUGUGAGGAGGAAGAAAUUCCUGAGUUAGAGAUUGACAUUGAUGAACUUCUGGAGCUCACAGAUGAAGAACAGAGAACCAGACUACAUGAGCUUUUGCAAGAAUGUGGAAAGCCAAAAGAGGAUUUUAUCAACGGGUUACUUUAUCGGAUGAAGGGUCUGCGCAAGAUGUCAGGGCCCCUCAAGAAAUAGUCCUAGGUCAAAAAUCCAUAAGCAAGAUAAUGUGAAAAAGAGUCUGAAAAUCCAUAUUCACUUGUAUAGAGCUGAAUAUCUGACAAUGGAAUUAUGUAAACAUUUCCCUUGACAAGUGAGUCAACAUGGGAACUGACCAUAAAUAUCAUUUUUAAAAUAUGUAUUAUCCUGUAUGUACAUUUCUGACACUUCUUCCAGCAGACAUAGGAUUGCAUCAUAGAUCUAAUUGUACUCUCUAUUACUCCAUAUUUUUUUUGUGACUUGUACAUUUUUGGUUGCCUAUUUAUAUGUUUUUGUUCUGAAAAGCACUGUAUGUGAUCAUAAAGAAUACCUUUUCAAA